UAAUCUCAGUGAUACCUUAAAGAAAUUGAAGAUAACAGCUGUUGACAGAACUGAAGACAGUUUGGAAGGAUGCUUGGAUUGUCUGCUUCAUGCCCUAGCUCAAAAUAAUACAGAAACAAGUGAAAAAAUACAAGCAAGUGGAAUACUUCAGCUGUUUGCAAGUCUUUUGACCCCACAGUCUUCCUGCACAGCCAAAGUAGCUAACAUCAUAGCAGAAGUAGCCAAAAAUGAAUUUAUGCGGAUUCCUUGUGUGGACGCUGGAUUGAUCUCACCACUGGUACAGCUGCUAAAUAGCAAAGACCAGGAAGUGCUGCUUCACACGGGCCGAGCUCUGGGAAACGUGUGUUACGAUAGCCACUCCCUUCAAGCUCAACUUAUCAAUAUGGGUGUUAUCCCUACCUUAGUGACGUUACUGGGCAUCCACUGCCACAAUUCAGCUCUCACAGAAAUGUGUCUAGUUGCCUUUGGUAAUUUAGCAGAACUUGAGUCAAGUAAAGAACAGUUUGCCAGUACAAAUAUUGCUGAAGAGCUGGUCAGACUCUUCAAGAAACAAGUGGAGCAUGAUAAGAGAGAGAUGAUUUUUGAAGUUCUGGCUCCUUUGGCAGAAAAUGAUGCUAUUAAACUACAGCUGGUGGAAGCAGGCCUGGUGGAAUGUCUACUAGAGAUUGUUCAGGAGAAAGUAGAUAGUGACAAAGAGGAUGACAUCGCCGAACUCAAAACUGCUUCAGAUCUGAUGGUUUUACUACUUCUUGGAGAUGAAUCCAUGCAGAAACUAUUUGAAGGGGGGAAAGGCAGUGUGUUCCAAAGAGUCCUUUCUUGGAUCCCAUCAAAUAACCACCAGCUACAGCUUGCUGGAGCAUUGGCGAUUGCAAAUUUUGCCAGGAAUGAUGGAAAUUGCAUUCAUAUGGUAGACAGUGGAAUUGUAGAAAAGCUCAUGGAUUUACUGGACAGACAUGUGGAAGAUGGAAAUGUAACUGUACAGCAUGCAGCCCUAAGUGCCCUCCGAAAUCUGGCCAUUCCAGUUGUAAAUAAAGCAAAAAUGUUAUCAGCUGGGGUCACAGAGACAGUUUUGAAGUUUCUUAAAUCUGAAAUGCCUCCUGUUCAGUUCAAACUUCUGGGAACACUAAGAAUGUUAAUAGAUGCACAAGCAGAAGCUGCUGAACAACUGGGAAAGAAUGUUAAAUUAGUGGAACGGUUAGUAGAAUGGUGUGAAGCCAAAGAUCAUGCUGGUGUGAUGGGAGAGUCAAACAGACUGCUCUCUGCCCUCAUACGGCACAGUAAAUCAAAAGAUGUAAUUAAAACCAUUGUACAGAGUGGUGGCAUCAAGCACCUAGUUACCAUGGCAACUAGUGAACAUGUAAUAAUGCAGAAUGAAGCCCUUGUUGCUCUGGCAUUAAUAGCAGCUUUAGAAUUGGGCACAGCUGAAAAAGAUCUAGAAAGUGCUAAGCUUGUACAGAUUUUACACAGACUGCUAACAGAUGAGAGAACUGCUCCUGAAAUAAAAUACAAUUCCAUGGUCCUGACCUGUGCUCUUAUGGGAUCUGAAUCUCUACACAAAGAAGUCCAGGAUUUGGCCUUUCUAGAUGUUGUAUCCAAACUUCGCAGUCAUGAGAACAAAAGCGUUUCCCAGCAGGCCUCUCUCACAGAGCAGAGACUUACAGUGGGAAGCUGAGAACUGCCCUUCCUGACACACCGCUCUUCCCAGCUCUGACUCCCUCUGUCUUCCGUCCUGCCGCCUCUUUACUCCAUUUUCUAGCACAUCACUUGUGCAUGCGUGUAAUGUUCCAGUACCAACUGCUAUAGAUACCACCCGAUAAGCUUUCUAAACUCAUAGUUUGUGUGAACAUGACUGUCCAAACAAGUCUCUACCCAUAACUGUUCUCUUGUAUUCCUGUUGCUUGAGCUACAUUAAGUAGAAUGUGCAUGUGGUAGUCCUAUGAUGACAUAAACUUGAUACUGCAUAAUGACUUGCUCCUCACCUAUGGUAAACUACUUAAUAAUGUACUGGUAAAUUGAAACCGAAUGCAGCAGGAUCUAUCUGUCUAGGUUACUUAAAGACAAAGUCGAAUAGUAAAAUCAGCUCCAUUUUGGUGCUUGGGAAACACGGUGACCAAAACAACUAUGGCUGCUCGUUCAUUAGUCCUGCCUACUGAUAUCAAGCCCAUGGUACCCAGCAUUAAAUGAAAUUCCAUCGCUCCCACUCUUUACCCUAUGGCUCCUUCUUUUUCCUAAGGUUAUAAACUUAUCGAAGCUGCCACAAACUUCGCAAGACUUCAUGAGGUUUCUGAUUCUAUAUCUAAUUGACAGGCUAUCGGUAGCCCAAUGUUGAAAACAUUUGUAGUUUUCAGUCUGAUUAGAACUAUGGGGUUAAAGAAUCCCUAUCACGCUAAAAAGCGUGUGGGGCUUUCCCUAUAUUUUAGAUUCUUUAUUAUGUGUGAUUUCACCUCAGACCUUGCUUCAUCUGUUAAUCAGCAUUGUGCAGCACUUGUCUUUAAAACUCAUUUGGCAUUUGUUUUUAACUGAGUAUAGUUAAUUGGGAAAUGGAUUUUUUUAUUUUUCUCAUUCAGAUUGUAAGCAAGAAAUUUCUUCUUUCAUAAUCUCCAUCUUACAUUAGUAGGGUACAGGAGGAAAGAUGGAGAAAUAAGCUUGCCAGUACUAAAGAAGGGAAGGCAGGUUAUAAAAGCCAUAGUAGCCAGUGCAGUACAUCCUGCAGACAGCCUCCUACGAAUCACUGUUGGAGUUUCUCACCCACACUUUCCCACUGAGAACUGCGCUAAUCCUACAGACUAGAAGAAAGCCAGGACUCAAGAUACAGUGUCCUCCUCACUACCACUACCACCACAAAGGGGUGUUUAGAGCUUUGAACACAGUCUUUGUAAAUUGGGCAGAUGUCCCUGGGACCCAUCCCCUGAGCACCUAAGUUUGACCACUGCUGGCCUAGCAGGCAGGGAGGAAGAACUAAAGAGGAAGAGGAUGGGCCACCAAGAAGGCACCGGAGCCCCUUCCUCUCCAGCGUGAGAUCCCACACAUCAUGUUGGGAGGUGAUCUGAGUUGGAGUUUUGACUCUAAAA
Messenger RNA from Fukomys damarensis (Damara mole-rat), 3071 nucleotides. RefSeq names its product Rap1 GTPase-GDP dissociation stimulator 1 (gene Rap1gds1). The transcript has 13 exons. Lineage: Eukaryota; Metazoa; Chordata; Mammalia; Rodentia; Bathyergidae. Gene Ontology annotation, biological process: positive regulation of GTPase activity. Gene Ontology annotation, molecular function: guanyl-nucleotide exchange factor activity; protein binding. Bases 236 to 1672 code for a protein of 478 amino acids. The record is from RefSeq and is a predicted model, not a curated record. Gene Ontology annotation, cellular component: cytosol.